CUCUGUGACGUUGCCGGAAUGUUCAUGAAUGAAGUCACAUGGGCAAACAGCGGGUGACGUCAGCGCUCCCGGAACUGGGCUCCGUGAGUGAGUGAGGGAGCCCGGCCACUGAGAGGGGGAAGAGAGCGUGUCCCCAACAGCAAGAAGCAAUCACAUUUCAGAACUGUAAGGAAGCAAGUUCAUGGAGGCCAGCUCAUCCAGGCCUAUUGGUUAAAUAAUCUAAAAUAUCUAUAGAUAUUUAUAUAAUAUACAGUUAACACCCAUUGUUGUUCCUUUGGAACUAAAUACAGAACAACAUGAAGUCGGAGGAAACCUAAAAGGAUGUGGAACAUGCUACCAUGUGGAAUGGUUGUAGCAAAAGGGAAGCUAGAAAAAUGCACAAGGGGUGUAAUUCUGUCUCUGUAAUCUCUGAUGUUGCUGGGGUAAUGACGGCUAAUCCCAAAGGAAACAAAGCAAUAAAGGUUAAGAAGGAGGCCGGUGAAAAUGCCUUGACCCUCAGUGACCAGGAGCUGGUCUCCAUGACAGUCCGAGAGCUGAACCAACAUCUGCGAGGCCUAAGCAAGGAAGAGAUUAUUCAGCUGAAGCAGCGUAGGCGGACAUUGAAGAACCGGGGUUACGCAGCCAGCUGCCGGGUCAAACGCGUGACACAAAAGGAGGAGCUGCAGCGACAGAGGGCUGACCUUCAGCAGGAGGUGGCAAAGCUGUCCAGAGAGAAUGCCAACAUGAGACUGGAACUAGACGGUCUGCGGUGCAAGUACGAGGCCCUCCAGAACUAUGCCCGGACUAUGGCCAAGGGCCCCACUCCAACCACCAGCGUCAUCACCAUUGUCAAGUCAUCUGACUCUUAGAGCCACUUCCCUCUUCCUGGUCUUCCAUUGGAACUUUCAGUUGAAGGGUUGGGCAAGGGCAUUGAUGGGUGAUUGAACCAAGAUGCGUAGUUGAAGCUAAGAAAGACAUAAGGCACAGGCUAAUUGAAUUGAUCUGAAUGACCUGCUCUUAUGUGAGGGAAUGCUCUUAAUCAGUUCGCCUUCUUGAGAUCAUAUACAAUGGCGUGAUGUUCACCACUGAACUAGGGCCUUUCCUGAACAUUAUAAAGCUGGGACUGCAAGACAAAGCCCUCAAGCUUGCAAAAACCUGCAAACCUGAAACUAAAAAAAAAAUUCUGGGGUGGGUGAAAAAGUGUCUUGAAGCCAGCCCUAGACCUAAAUCAAAGGGUUAAUUUGCCUGAAAGCUGAAAAGAAAGACCUCCAUAACUGGAAUCUGUGCACUGUUAAGAGUCUGGAUGUAUGAUGAGACCAGAACCAGAUCAACCAUGAUCAUAUUGAAUGGUGGAACAGGCUCGAAGAGCAGGAAUAGGCUAUACAGCCCUAUGUUCCAAUGUAACUUAUCAUGGCUGAUUCUCAUGGUCUCAACAACUGUUCAAGUAAUUGAAUGGGAAGGUAAUCCACACCCAGUAAAGACUUAGGAGCAUAUCUUUUGAAAACUUCUGUGUGGCUUUCAAACAUUUUACUUGUUUCUGUCCUGUGAUUUUAUGAAACAAAAUGUGGAGCAAUGCGUACAAUUGUCCUUUGGCAAGCUGCAUAAAACAAAAAGAUAUAUUUUUUAUUUAGCACUGAA
Chiloscyllium plagiosum (whitespotted bambooshark) is the source of this 1617-nucleotide messenger RNA. RefSeq names its product MAF bZIP transcription factor K (gene mafk). The record is from RefSeq and is a predicted model, not a curated record. Gene Ontology annotation, molecular function: RNA polymerase II cis-regulatory region sequence-specific DNA binding; DNA-binding transcription factor activity, RNA polymerase II-specific. NCBI's taxonomy places the organism in Eukaryota, Metazoa, Chordata, Chondrichthyes, Orectolobiformes, Hemiscylliidae. Gene Ontology annotation, biological process: regulation of transcription by RNA polymerase II. Gene Ontology annotation, cellular component: nucleus.